Molecule: messenger RNA, 4214 nt
Organism: Amaranthus tricolor (Joseph's coat)
Lineage: Eukaryota; Viridiplantae; Streptophyta; Magnoliopsida; Caryophyllales; Amaranthaceae
Exons: 2
Coding region: 1902-2363 (153 amino acids)
Source: RefSeq, a predicted model, not a curated record
UCCUGUUGUUUAAGCAUCAAGAUUCAAGUUGAAAAAAAAAAAAACAAAUUUCGAAAUCUGUUCUUUUCCAUUUACUUACUGCUGUUCACAGAUUUAUAUCCUGUCUGAUUUUCGAUUAUUAAUCUUUAUUAUGUCAUUCUCAUUCAUAUAAGGUUAUUUGCUCAUUCAUAUAAGGUUAUUUGCUUGGUAUGAUUCUCUAUUAGCAUAUUCUUAAUAUCAUGUGUUAAACCCUAAAUUUUAAUGAAUCUUGAAAUUUAUUUAAAUUAAUUAGAUUAGUCUUGUUGAUUGAGAUUAUUAGCUGGAUAUGUGAUAUUGAGUUGUUGAAUUAUUAUUAGAAAUUAGGAGUUUGUGGCAAGUAAUGAUAGUGGAAAAUAAUGGAAUAAAUUGAUGCUCUUAGAUGAAAUACUAGAUACUUGUGAAAUUGAGGAUUGUAGACAGAAUACUUAUUCCUGUGUCUAUAGUAUGUAAAAUUGGACAACUUGGGAUAUAAUGGAAAGAUGACGAUUGUUGGAAUGAAUUCGUAGAAUCUUGAUGGUUUAUACGUAGUGGUGAAAAUUUGAGUAGCUUAGUGAUCUUGGAUGUGUAGUAGUCUUUUGAAUAUUUUGAUGGACUAAAAUGGUUAUAUUUGUUAAUUAGAUGUAUAAAGAAGAUAAUGAGUAUUGAGAAUCCUCUUGGAGAAUAUAAACAACCUUAUAUUCUUUUAAUUGCUUAGAAAUAACCUCAUGACAUGAGUUGUUGGAGUAUUAAGAAUAAAGUCUUAGUUAAGGUGCAGUGGCUAGGAGGAGAUGCAAUGAGUUAAAUAAACCUAGAUUGUAGUAUCGAACGCUUUAUUGUGAUGUUAUGUUUGUUAUGCUUAAGGAGAUGACGUCAUCGAGGAACCUUUCUAGUGAUCGCGGAGAAACGGACUUAGCUCCUUGAAGCAUCUUUGAUCGGAACCGACCGAGAAUAAUAGAUUUGCGGUGUUGAUUAGAGUGCCAAGGAUGUCAUAUGGAGCUGAGCAUGGGGGAAUUUUUUUGUUUUGUAUUAGGUUUUUGGAUAAAUGUAUAUUAGACUUGGUUGUGUUGGUUAUAUUGAACUUAAAGUGAUCUGUAUGUUUACCUUGUGUUUUGAUUAAACGUUCGGUUUGAGAAUUAGCUGAGUUAGUUACGUUAAAGAGCUAGUAACCCCCUUUGCGCAAGUUUUGGAAGUGUGAUUUAAAUUUCUUGGGGAAAUUAGCCCCGUGAUGACCCUGUUUACUUAGUCAACGGUAAGUCAAGUUGCUACAAUUGGUAUCAGAGCCAAAAACGUGAAUUGAGGACCUUUGGAUGGGUAAUAAGGAUAUUGGACAAGUGUGAGUUAGAGAAAAGACACCAGAUGUCAAGUUAGAGAUUGGAUAGACGUUAGUUAGUGGAGUAUCAUGAAGCGGACGUUUAUUUCAAUCAUCGUUUUACAGUGUUUCAUAUGCUUAUGUUUGCAUGUAUCUUUAUCGAGUUAUUUAUUGCUGUUAAAACGUAUGUUCUUUGUUUGUUUGUGCACGUAUAGCGAUGGCUGAAAAUUGUGCGCCUCGUCACGAGAGUCAUGAGGCUAGGGAAGAGUCUGAGAACUCCCAUGACUCUGAGCGUACGGUCACGUCACAUGAGGCAUCUCAUGCGCGAUCUAAUUCUACCGAGACCUCUUCACAUGUCGUUCUGGCUGCUAUCACAGUCAAACAGUUUGAGACUAUGCUGAAGAUGUUCUACACGCAGUAGCAACAAAACCUGCUUGUGCAACAGCAGUUGCUUCAGUCAUUUAACGCCGGUUCUUCAAAAGGUAGUUCUGGGCACGAUUUAGGGGCGUCACAAGUAGAGGGUAUUCAAAGGUUAGCCCCUAGGACGUAUGAUGGUAAGGGUCCUACUACUAGGCUAGAUGAUUGGAUUCGUGAGAUGGAGAAGAUAUUCGCAAUACUGAAGGCACCCGAGGAUAUGAGGGUAGAUCAAGCGGUCCAUUACUUGACCGGUGACGCCGAUACUUGGUGGGUCACCAAUAGAGAUGCUCUUCUACUAGCUUCUUCCACGGUUACAUCGGAGCAUCCUUCUACCUUACCUCCUUUUCCUUGGAGCUUGUUUGUGUCAGCGCUUCGCGACGAGUUCUUUCUUCUACAUCUUCAGCGGAAGAUGUUCGAUGAGUAUUCUCGCCUUACGCAAGGGACCCAGACCGUUCACCAGUACUACGUUCGAUUUAUGCAGUUACCUAAGUACGUGGAUGACAUGAAGAUUGGGGAGAGAUUCAGGGCUCAGAGGUUCCUAUCUGCGUUGAGUCUGGAUAUCCGGGAACGUAUGAGGAGCUUGGGGCACGAACAUGUUAGGGACGUAUAUCACGAUGCUUGUGAGGCUGAACACCUAUGAGAUGAACGAAGGGCCACUCAAGGGCUGAAGCGACGUAGAGAGGACACCCACGAGAUAUCACAAAGUGUUGGGGGUCGACGAUAUUCAGCACCUACACAAUCACAUCGAAAGCCAAGAUCUAGUUUUAGGAGACCAACAUUGAGCACUCCUCAGAGUAAUAGAACAUCGAGUGUUACCAUUGCGGGAAGAAGGGUCACAAGAGGGUCGAUUGCUACAAGUACUUACAUGAGCAAGGUUUGAGGGGUACACCGCAAGGUUUCAGCGCAGAAACCGAUCGGCAGUCAAGCUAGUGUGGCUCAAGAUAGACAGCAAGAUCGACCGCAAGCUAAGUCACCAAUUCUAUACAAUUAGGAUGUUUAUCUAACCAAACCCUGUGUCAAAAAUAACAAUGAAUUUAAAUUGCACUAUAAUUGUUUAUAGUAGGUAUUAAAAGUUUUAUCAAUCGACGUCAAACUAUACAAAUUAAAGUAGUUGUUUAUAGAGUUCUAAGUUUCGGUUUAAGGUAUAUUAAGUAUGGAUUUACGAUUUGUCAAGUAGAAAUUGAGGGAACCUCAAUUAGGGUUUAGGGAACCUCUAAUAGGGUUUUAGGAUAGGUUAAGUAGGAAUUUAGGGUAUAUCAAGUAGGGGUUUAGGUUAUAUUAAGUAGCGAUUUAUUGUGAAUCAAAUAGGGCUUAGUAUGUAAUGUAUGCGUAUGUCAAGUAGGGAUUUAGGGUACCUUAAGUAGGGUUUGAGGGUACCUUUAAUAGAGAUUUAGGUUGUAUUAAGUAGGAAAUAAAGGUAUUCUAAGUAGGUGUUUUAUAGUUUAAAAUUUAUGAGUGUACCUAUAGUUACAUAAUCCUUUCACUUGAUUCACUUAAGAUAUUAAACAUGAUAUGGUUUUCUCGAACUCUUUUCACAGUCACUAAAUGCUCCUCUUCACAUUCACUAAAUUUCCCUCAGAUAUCAAACAUGAUAUGAUUGUACCUAUAGUUGUUUUAAGGGUACCUCAGAUGUUUGCUUAAACAAACUAACUAUUCGAAGAUUAAAAGUUGGUUUUGUCCGUGAACAAUAAAACUCUAAGCCAAUGUCUAUUUUCUUCCAUAUCUCCACUGUGUUUUGAAAUAAUCUAAGAGAUUCUAUUUUUUAAAAAAAUUUUGUGAAUAUUUCUUAUAGUAACUUCUUUAAGAAACGGAGGGAGCAUCUUGUAAAAUUUACUUAAGCUUCUUGUUUUUUUGGCCUUGAAUCCCAAUGCACCAUUUGUCGAUUGACUUUAUUGUGAAGUUAAUAUAUGAACUAUGAAGAAGUCUUUGCUUAAUCCGGUACACCAUUAUGUCGUAUUACACAAACAAUCAAACCUUGUGUAAAAUUUUUUGUUCUCUUUCAUUUUAUAAGUUGUGACCAUGUUAUUGCAAUACCAUUCAAAUUCAUGCUCACUGUUGCAACUCAUUAAACACUUGUGGAAAGCAUUUUCGAAGUCCGCAUUUGACUUUAACGAUCCAAACAAUCGUAUUUUUUAACAAGUACCACAAGAAUAAUCUAUGCUUAGCAUCUAGAAAGACCUAUUAUAGUAGAAAUUUAUAUAUUAGUAAAUUUGCUUUUCAAACUAUACAAAGUAGGAAUUUUUAAAGAAAUACUCAACAAAGAUAUUCAAUCAUACAUCCUAUAUCGCUUUUGCUAUUGCAAGAUCUUGAUGGAUAAAGAUCGACAUUGGUGACUUAAAAUUCAUUACUUUCUUGAAAUUUUAUAAUAUCCAUUCAAAUGAUUAUACAUUCUCAACAACUAUAAAGGCACAAGCGAACAUAAUAGUACUCAGCUGAUUAUUGAUGCCUACAAUUGGUCCACAUAAGACAUUGUAUCAAUUUGUAUGAUACG